Molecule: messenger RNA, 353 nt
Organism: Funneliformis geosporum
Lineage: Eukaryota; Fungi; Glomeromycota; Glomeromycetes; Glomerales; Glomeraceae
Source: the annotation of a GenBank genome assembly
CUGAAAAAAAACGAGUUGAAUUAAUGAAUUUAAAGAAACUUGGUCCUAAAGUAAUUGAAAAACAUCCGAAAGCGAUCUAUACAAGUAGAGCAUUAAGUUCUUUAAUUUCUAGGUCCUCUGUGAAUUCCUUUAAUGAUGCACUAGAUAAUAAAUUUGAGACUUUGAUUCAAGAAUCAAGAAAUGAAGAGUAUAUUUCAAAAGAAUAUGAGUUUGAUAUGGAUACUCGGAGGUUACUUGCAAUAAAUACUCAACCUCCAAAUACAAUAUCAACACCAAAUUCUUCAAAAAAACGAAGGAACAACGAAUUAGAAGCUAAAACUCAAGUAAAUAAAAAGCAAAUUAAAAACUUCUAG